UUGCCUCUCACUCAGUUCGUCUUUCCCCGCUACAAACUUACGGCCAUCGCCGCCUCUGAUCUCGAAAUGGCGAUCAUAGACACGCUGCCUGCCGUCAACGUCUCGGUGAGACUUCGGACAUCUUUUCGAGAUGCUCUUGAGUACCCUGAUCCGUACGCGUACCAGCGGCGAGAGAGAUAUCUAGAUGAUUUCGAACGCUGCUCACGCAACUACAUUGAGAGCCAGAACGGAGUCGAGUUCGCCAUCCACAUUGACGUCGUGGACCACCCCUCCUUGGACCCGUGGGUCUACGGUGACUUUGGUCUCGUCUUCUUUCUUCUCAUUGACGGUCAAUUCAUGGGAAAGCGCUUCUGUCACAGUGAUGACUUCUUCCAACGUCACUGGCACUUUGCCUUCAAGGGAAAGAGGCACCCGAAUGAUGCUCGCUCAGCAAUGGUACAGAGAGAUUUCAGCUUCGCAUCCAUCACCACACUAGAAGAAGACGCUUCCAACCAGGAGAUCCGUCGUGCUCGAGACCUCGGCACCAUCGAGGAACCGCGGUACGACACGUUUGAGAUCCCGGAAGAGGCCUUGAAGGGACGCCCCAUUUCCCAUGGCACUUCGCAAGUACUCCUCAAAGUCGUCGUUCGCUGCUAUCUGCUGACGGUAGCUCUGGUCAGCCUCGCCCGAGCUUACGAGGCCCCCUUGCGCCCUCCGCGCCGAGACCAGAGAGCAGCUUUCGAGAAGGUCCACACCGGUCCGUUGCUUGCCACGUACACGUUCAAGUAUCGGUCUUCAGAAGCGCUGCGAAUCGAAGAGAUCGUCCCCAGAACACCCAGUCCAGAGCCUAUGGGUGUCGACACUGAGGAACCCGCCUUUCCUGGAUUUGAGGAGCUGCAAGAUGAGCAGAUCGAGCGGCUUGCACGAGAGCGACUCAGACAGUUGAAGGAUGAGGCACUUCAGGCGCAGGUAUCGUCCAAGAAGCGCAGUUACGAUGAUUUCUGUGACCUCACGCAGGAUGAUGAUGAUUUACCGGCCCGCCCAUACAAAGUCGUCAAGCUGAGAACAGGACAUGAGGUCAUCGAUCUCACAGGCGAUGACUAG
Colletotrichum karsti is the source of this 1083-nucleotide messenger RNA. RefSeq lists its product as uncharacterized. The transcript is spliced from 4 exons. The record is from RefSeq and is a predicted model, not a curated record. Lineage: Eukaryota; Fungi; Ascomycota; Sordariomycetes; Glomerellales; Glomerellaceae.